Molecule: messenger RNA, 19076 nt
Organism: Cinara cedri
Lineage: Eukaryota; Metazoa; Arthropoda; Insecta; Hemiptera; Aphididae
Source: the annotation of a GenBank genome assembly
CCGAGAUACAAUUUUCAUUUGGAUAUCGAAACAAUAUUACCAUCCGUUCGCCAAAGUUCGCAAACGUUAUUAAAACAGUUGACUAUUUUUAAGCAUAGUUUUUAUUAUUUAAAAAUAAAUCCAAAUUUACAUACGCAUAUACCGGAAAAUUGCCGGUUCAUUCGUGUCGAACCCGCCGGCCACCGGUCCAUCGUACUUUUAUCCCGUACAGCCGAACGUCGUAUCGUACAGGCCGUAGUUCGCCGCGUAGGUUGCAGUUUUUCACCGGACGCCCGCCGCACUGUUUCUUCAAACACAAUCGACAUUUCGUCUAUUUAAAUGACAACGGCAUUUGGCCGACCGAGUCCGCCGACGUCAAUGUUUAUCGUCAUCGCCAGUGACGCUCGCGCAAGCAAACCCACUUUUGUCACUGCCACCAUUUCACCGGUGCAUCGGUUUUAACGACCGAAACGGAACGCCGUGAAUAAUCUGAAACCCGUCGUGCUGGUCAAACACCGGCCGUGCAUGUGUAUAGCUCACCGACUUUGUACAUUUUCACUAUCCCGUGAGUACCUAUUUUUCAUUUUGGUCCUCGCACUCUUGUAGUGCUUAUUCAUGCCAAACAUCGUCGAUUCUGUAGAUUAACACGGUGUGCUGUAAUGUACAAAAUUAUACCUUUACCCCAUUCCCCAGCCCUGUCGACAAUGAUAUCCAUUCGCAUAAAACAGUAAUUUGUUUUGGUCGCUAUCUGGAUAUAUAACAUGACAUAAUAUAAUAUUUACAAAACUUUGUGUACUCCUAAUUCAUACUUAAGAUCACUCUCAACAGAAUAUAAUAUUGUGCAAUGAACACUUUUUAUGUUCCAGGAUGACUAUUGUGACUCAUGGACAAGCCGUCGGACUAGAUUCGGCUGAUAAUCAGACUAAUGUUCAAGUGAGUAAUGUUUUUAUAUUGUACCCAAAUUCAUAUAUCAUGCAACUAUUUCUGGUUUUCUUCUAAUUAUAGAAUGCAUCUCAACAAAACACACAAAUUCAUAGUGUUCUGUCUAAUAUCAACAUCCUUCAGCCCCAGGCUGUUGAAUCUCUUCAAAUGACAGAACAAGCUACCAAUGAUAUCAUAACAGACAACAUUAUUAGGAAUGAUGUGGAAAAUGAAGAAGAAACCUUCAAAGAAGAAGAUGAAGACGAAGAACUUAUAUUCCCUGUUAACAAACUAGCUAAUCUAGAAGAAAAAAUCCAUAGCCAACGAUGGAUCGUACCAGUGUUACCUGACCAAGAACUAGUUUCACUUUUAAAUGUAUCAAUUGCAUUUUGCAAAAAAGGUUUGGAUAUCAACAAUGAAUCAUGCCAAAAGUUUUUCCGUGAUUCUUUGGUAUUAUCAUUUACGAGAAUAUUGACUGAUGAUGCCGUAAACAGCUGGAAAACAAAUAUUCAACAUUGUAUAAUGAGCAACUGUAUGAAAUUAGUAGAAUUGUUGGUCCUCAAACUUGAUGAUGAUAACUUUCCAUCUACAGAUAUACUUGGAAUGGUAUUCAAUCCUUUAAACAAGUGAGUUCUUACUAUUUUCUUUGAUCAAUAAAAAAUAACUCUGUUUUUUCAUGGGGUUGGUUAAAUAAUUCAGAAUUAACGUGAUAUACAUAUUAUAAUUGACCCCGUCAUAAUUGUUUACACUGUCAAUUGGUCCUGGGACAAUUUUUUUUUUUUUAUCAAUUAUAAUAUAUUGAUUUCAUUUUCGUAAUAAUAAACCAAUUUUGGUUGGUAAUAACUAAGGCUGCCAUUCGUUUCGAUUUGAAAAUUAUCAUUUUUUUUAAAAAAAGAGAGUGUCUUAGUUGGAAUCAUAUUUUUGUUUUAAUUUCAUAUCAAUUAACUAUAAUUAUAAUCUAUAUAUUCUAAGUUAAUUUCUUAUUAAAAAUGUAAAACCUUUAGUUAGUAACAAGGAAAGUUUUAAUUUUUCAUGUAUGGGAAAAAUUGAAUUUUGUAUUUAACUUUUAAAUUAAUCUCACUAUUAUGAUUAUUAUUUAUUACUUUUUUUAAAUAAUAAUUCAAACUAUAUUAUAUUAGGGUGAAGUGGGGUAAUUUUAUUUGAUAAUUCAAUAUUUAUAAAGAAAAUUAAAUAAUAUUCGUAUUACCAAUAUUUGUAUUCAUUGUUUUUGUUCUAAAAAUUAAUUAAUGGUUCUUUAAAAAAUAAGGUUUCACAUAAAAAAUAUAUUUUUUUAAUCUUUUAUUUAAUAUUUACAAUUGUGCCUUAAAAAAAUUAUGCAAACUUUUUUGGGGUUAUUUUAACAAAACUGAAUAUACUGAAUAUUAUGCAAUUGUAAUUGGGCAAUAUGAAAUAAAAUGAUUCUAAAUCAUUUUAAGAGUCAAGUGAAUUAUAUUUCUUUGUUACUAAAUCUAGAUACCUAGUUCUAUUUCACUUCUCCUGAUUUGCUAUUUGCAUGUAUAAUUAACUUACUUAUCUAUACUUUGGGCUAAGCUCAUAUUAAAUUAAAUAAAUUAAUAUUUACAAUUGCCUAUUUUCGUGUUUAAAACCAAUAUCAAAAUAAAAAUGUAAAAAAAAAAAAGCAUAACAUUUUUUAUAUGAUUUUUAUUUACAAUUACUACUUCACCCUAUUAUAUUUUUAAAAUUUAGUUUAUAUUUAAAAAAAUUAAAUGUUUUUUAUGGUAUUUGGACGUUUCCCCUGUGCCUUUACCCCCUCCACGAAUUUUACUGGUAUUAGAUGUCCCCCCGGCCUACGACAUUUCCUCCCUGAAUCAAUAAAUAUAUUUUUACUCAUAAUAAUAGCUUGGGUAAUAAAUUCUUUGGUUUUACUUAAAAUAUACUAUCAUCAUAUCAACAUCUAUCGACUAUCAUCGAACCAUGUUAUGGAUUUAUUACCCAAUUUAAUGGGUAAAGAUUGAUAAACCAACCUAAAAUUAUCUAAACUAUUAAUUAUACAUAGAUUUUUGAUUCGCGAUAUUGUGCCUGGCACGUGUAAUUGUUGUAGUAAUGAAAAUAAUGAAAACUAAAAGAAGCGGUAAAAUAAUUGUGUGUUUGAUAAUUUUAUAUGGAUGGAUUUUUCUGGGGGCUAAAAGGCACUGUGGGGAAACGUCCUAGAUUCGUUUUAUAUGUAUAAUUAUAUUCUUUUAUAUUAUUUGAUUAUCUUGUUAGUAAAACUUAAAUUAAUAAAUUAUACAUAUAAAGCCAGGGACCAAUAAAUUAUCCUGGAUUAAUUUUCUUUAAACACUAAUUACAUUUACCAAAUAUUAUUAUUUCAGAUUUCAUUUAUUUAAUUGUACAAAACAUACUGAUUUUAUACUACCAGAAAAUAUUUCAAAUGAUUAUGAUAUAUUUGCUAGAGCACCAGCAGAUUCUAGAACUCCCAGAGGCUGGCUUGUUGAUCUAUUAAAUAAGUAUGUGGAUUAUAUAAAGUUCAUAUUAUAGGAUGUGCAUUUUUGAUUUUAUUUCAUUUUUCAGAUUUGGAGUCUUAGGUGGUUUUAAAAAAUUAUCUGAGCAUUUUGAAUCCAAUAAACCUUUAACUGUAUCAAUUAUUUCUGGACUGAUAAAGCCAUUCGGUAAUUGUUCCGAACUUUUGGCUGAACCUACAAUACUCAAAUAUUUUAUGCCUAUUGUGGUAUGUACGCUUUCCAAAAUGUAUUUGGGUGUGAUUAUAAUAUUAUUAUGCAUUUAAAGGAAAAAAUACCUAGUAUAUUGGAUGUAUUAACGGAUGACGAAUUAAAAAAAGAAACAAAAACAGAAGGAAAGAAUGAUGCCAUUUCAUCAAUAGUUAAAGCUUGCAAACAACUUGCUAUGAAAGUACCAAAACAAGAUGAAUUAAUUAAACAAUUAGAAAUAUUUAGGCUUAAAAUGUUACUCAGGUAAUUUAUAUAUUACAUAAAAAUGUAUUUAUGAUUUUAAUUGUAUGUAUAAAUAUUUUGCAUUUUAUAGAUUAUUACAAAUAUCGUCUUUCAAUGGCAAAAUGAAUGCUUUAAAUGAAGUUAACAAAGUGAUAUCUAAUGUCUCAUAUACUCCACAUAGGCACAUAGAUCACGAUGAAGAAUAUUUAACUCCAGAAAAGAUGGCUGUAAGUCAUUCUUAAUAAUCAAAGACCGCAGUAAUGCAAAAUAAUGUUUAUUUUUUUCUAUGAACAAUUUUUCUACCAAAAAUCUUGGUCUGAUUUUCAAGUUUACUAACUAUCUUUUCCGAAAGUAAAUUUUAUCUAGGUGAUACUUUAGGGCGGUCAUUUUUUGAUUUUUCAAAGGGGUUUUUAUAAUAAUUGAGAAAAACCUGGAAAAUUUUACAAAAUUAAUAUUUUUCAAUUUUAUGUUUUUGUUGUGACUUAAUUAAAAAAUAUUAAUAAAGACUUGAAAUUUGAUAUUUGGAAUUUUUUUUGUGUUCAAAUUUCAUAUUUUUAUGAACAUAUAUUUUUUAACUAACAGGAAUCUUAUGUUUACUUUUUGUAGGUGUCAUCAAAAUUUCAAAAUUUUUAACUAUUUUUGAGUUAUUUAUAGACAUUUUAAUUUUGUAAGGUUUUUAUGUAAUUUUUAUUCAGUAGGUUCCAGAAAUUCGUGUAAAUUUAACAGAAAGUUCAUUAUAAACUGUACUUUAUGGUUAAAAAUUAAAAUAAAUGUAAUGUAAAAUCUUAGUAUUAAAUUUUGACAAUAAUAUUGAUAAUAUUUUUGAUUUUGCAAAUGACCUGACCUUUCAAAAUAUGUACAACUGAAUUCUACUCAGAAUGUUUUUUUUGUUAGCAUUGAUUAAUCAUUGCUAACAUAAAAAUUCUCUUUAUAUCCUAUCUUCCCAAUUUUUCACCUACAACAGUGGUUCACCCAUUGUGUGAAGUAUGUCUGUUUGUUUUUUCUUUGAUAAUCAGAAUACCAAAAUAAAAUAUAAUGAAAUAAUUUUUAUACUUUUAAUAUUUCAAUUCAUAGUCAAAACUCUUUACAGAAAUGGAUUAAAGAGAAUAAUGUACUAGAAAUAGUUCUUAGAGAUUCUCUCCAUCAGCCUCAGUAUGUAGAAAAACUAGAAAAAAUAAUACGUUUCGUAAUUAAAGAACAAGCCUUAUCAUUAAGUGAUUUGGAUGCGAUAUGGGCUGCUCAAGCUGGAAAACAUGAUGCUAUUGUGAAAAAUGUUCAUGACUUAUUAGCAAAACUUGCUUGGGAUUUCUCACCUGAACAACUAGACCACCUAUUUGAAUGUUUUCAUGUAAUAAAAUAAUAAUAAUAUUUUGCCUACUGAAUGAAUUAAAUAUAAAUAAUAACUAAUUUUAGGCUAAUUGGACCAAUGCAAAUAAAAAACAAAGAGAGAAAUUAUUGGAACUAAUAAGGCGACUAGCAGAAGAUGAUAAAGAUGGAGUUAUGGCUCAUAAAGUAAUAAUUAAACUAUAUAUGUAAUAUAUGUAUACAUAUUAUUAAUAACUAAAUUGUAUGUAGGUUUUAAUGUUAUUUUGGAACUUGGCUCACGGAGAAGAUGUAUCUACUGAGAUAAUAGAUCAAGCUUUAUCUGCUCAUGUAAAAAUUCUUGAUUAUAGCUGUGCUCAAGUAAUAUUUUUUUUCUUUCUUUAUAUAAUUUUAUAUUUAAUUAAGACUUAUGUUGUUCAUAUUCAAGGAUCGAGAUGCACAAAAAAAAGCUUGGCUGGAUAAAUGUGUAGAUGAACUUAAAAGUAAUAGUUCAUGGGUACUUCCAGUUUUAAAACAUAUACGAGACAUAUGUUUACUAUAUGAUAUGACACCAGUUGGAGCUCAUCAAUCUCAUCCUCACACUUAUCGGUAAAUAAUAAUUAAAAAUGUAUUUAAAUUUUUUAUUGCGCAAACAUAUUAUUAUUGUGUUUUACAUUAGACUAAUUCUUAUUUUUUAGAUAAAAAAAAAAAAAUGUUAAAUUAUUUUUAUCAAACACUCUCCUCCCCUUAUAAUUUUAUUUAUCGAAAUAAGAAAAUAAUUUUGUUUAUGAUAUCUCAACCCUUUGUGUCGCCAAAGGAUUGUAAAAUUACUAAAAAUGAUAGUUUUGAAUUUAAUUCAAAAACUAUAUUACCAUAAAAUGUACCAAACCUGAAAUAUAGAACAUACAAAUGUCAUGGCAAAGAAGAUUCUUAUAAAUUUAUAAUUUUCUGAGAAAAUGUUUUAAAUUUUUAGUUUUACUGGAAAUUAUAAAUUAAUUUACAAUAUUUCAAGUCCAGCAGAAAAUGUUUUAGAAGUCCACUACCAGAUAGCACAGUGGUGGAGUAAUCGCCCGGCAAGCUAGACUGGUUCGAUUUUUAAUUUUUAGUUCUAUUUUCUAGACAAGAAUGGCCAAUUAGUAAUAUAUUAUUUAAUUUAUUUAACAUUUUUAAAUUUUAAAAAAAUUUUGUUAAGACAUCCUUUUAUAGAUAAUUUUAUGUGUAAUAUUUAAGAUCUUGGAAAGGUUUUUUUUAAGUUAAUGUUACAGUUUUUAAAUUAAAUUUGAAAAAUGGUAAACCUAUCUUUAGUAAUUAUUCAUCACUUUUUAUUGCCAAAAAAACUGACACAAAACUGGGGUGGUUUUAAAUUAAAAUGAUUUCACUUUGUUUCUUUUUCUAAAGAAUAAGGACCACCCUUGUACUUAUUUACACAUAGUUCAAAUAAACUUAAUUGAAUAAAUAAUUUAUGCACCAUUUAUAUUAAAAAAAUAAAAAUAAAUAAAUAUAUUUACUUAUUAUUAAAUAAUACAUGUAUAUGAUGUGUACUUAUAUUUGUUUGAUAUUAAUGUAAUGUAUAUAUUUUUAAAUUAUGUACUCAGAUUAUUUAUAGUUAUCAGUGUUUAAUCAAUGUACAUAUUUACAGACAGGAAAUUAUAUCACGUCUCCAAACUCAACAUACUAUUGUGUCUUUAGUUACUGAUAAUUUAUCAAAGUAUAUGGAUGAAGUGAGAAAAGUUGCUGAAGGUAAAUAAUUUUUGUAUUUUAAAUCAAUAAUUUUUUGAUUUAUAAUCAAAUUUUUUUUAGAAAAUCAAAAUUUGGAUCCUGCUAAAUAUUUUCCUGAUAAACGUUAUUGUCAUUUACAACAAGUUCAAGAAAGACUAUAUUUCUUAAAAUUUUGUUUGAAGGUAUAUUCCAAGCAAUAAUUAAAAAAUAUAUAUGAAGAUUUCAAUACAUUUUUUUAUAGGAUGGAAAUCUUUGGCUGUGUGCUGAACAAGCGCAUCAAGUUUGGAUAUCAUUGGCUGAAAAAGCAGUAUUCUUAGCUGAUCGUGAAGCUUGUUUUCGAUGGUUUUCAAAAUUGAUGAGUGAUGAACCUGAUAUAGACCCUUCAAUUAAUACCAAAUUUUUUGUUAACAAUCUUUUGCAACUUGAUCCAACAUUGCUUACUGAGAAUGGAAUCAAGUAAUCAAUUUUCCUCGUAUUUAUUUUUAUAGUUGCACAAGUGUGUGCUUACUUUUUUAUUUGAAUUUAAGUUCAAGUGCAACUAUUUUUAAUUUUGUUUAUGUAAUAUGAUUAUUAAUUCAAAACUGAACUAUAUAAAUAUUUUUAGAUGCUUUGAACGAUUUUUCAAAGCAGUCAAUGUAAAAGAGGGAAAAUUAAUUAAAAAGAGGCAUUUUUAUCAAAUGGAAAAUAUUGAUUUAAUUGGUGUAGAUUAUUUAUGGAAAGUGGUUACUAAUUGUAAUGAAGAUAUUGCUGCACAUGCCAUUGAUUUGCUUAAAGAAGUCAACACAAAUCUUGCUCCUAAGCUGCAAGCAAAUCCUCUAGAAUUUCAUCAAACAUUUGUAGCCGAGUGUUUAGAAAGACUGCGUGCUCAUUUUGACACAGUUAGUAUUCUAUCAAAAGUAUCAAUGGAUAAGGAUGAUGUUAUUGAGAGAAAUAUUGAAGUCACUAAAAUGAUCAGGGUUAUGAAAGUUUUAUAUGAGUAUUUAGGGGAAUGUGAUGCCUCUUUCAAUGGUGAUCGUUCUUUAUUGCCCUUGCAUAGGUAUACUGUUUGCUUAUUAGUUAUUCAUAAUAAAUAAAAUACUAUUAAAGUGUAACAUUUAUAGAGCAUGUCGCGGUAAACAUAUAACUGUAAUUGUUCGUCUAACAAAUGCGAAUCGUUCAUUAGUAGAUGACCACGAGCUUAUCAUGCAUAGUAAUGAUAAUGUAUCAUGUGUCAGACGGCAGUUGUUAAAAAAAUUAAGAAAUAGUGGAACAAUUACAAGUAUUACUAGUACAUUAAAUAUAAAAUUGGAUAUAUUCUCUAGUAGUAAUGUUGAUCUUACCAGUUCAUUGGAUGAUAACAAACUUCUGGGAGAACUUCCUUACAGGGAAAAAUUGGUAAUAUUUCAAUGUUUCUAACGUUUUAAAAAACUAAAGAUAAUCUAUAAAUUUGCUUUAAACAAUUAAUUAUAGACACGUUUUAAGACUAAAAAUGUAUUUUCAGUUUCUUAAUGCUCGGCUAAUGACUGCUAACACAAAUCUAGCCAGUUCACCAGAUAGUAGUUCUGAUAGCUCUAUGACAAAUAACCAAUCUUUAUACGAUUUCAGUUCUAAUAAUAUAGAUGCUGAAAACUGUUUGCCUACUGUGGUAUGAAUUAAAAGUUAAAGUUUAAUUAUUCCGAAUGCUAACUCAAUAUAAAUCAAAUUUACAGAUAAUUUCUGAAAAUUCAAAAUAUGUUAAUUUUUUUCUACAAGUGUCAGACAAGGGUAUUGAAAUUGAAAAUGAAAAUCUCCGAGAAGCUGCCUGGUGCAUUUUAAAAUUAAUUCCUCCUGCAGAAUCGACUGUGAAAAAAAUUAAGGUACCUACUUUCAAUAUACAUAAUUAUUAUUGUAUAAUGUAUUAAGUUAUACAGACAUAAUUAAGACCUUAUAAUGCCAAUAUUUCUAUUAGUAGGUAAUAAUAUAUGUUUAUAUUUUUUUUUUUAUUGUUAUCACCUGUAAAGAUGGCCUAGAGUUAAAAAUUUGAAAUUAAAAAUCAUAAAAAAAACUUUAGGGCUAAAAAAACAGGGCGUUGGCUUUGUUUAUUUCAAUACAGGAUAAAACUACGAAGUACUUUGUUUAAUUUAAAUAUUUGAAAAAUUGUUAUUCUAAUUGAAGCUGAAAUUAAUACUGAGAAUUGGUGUGCCAAUUGGUAAAAUUAAUAGAUCUCUCACUACGCUAAGAGUUUGAAAUAACUGCUCUUAACAAUGUUUCAAAUACACGAAUACCGAAUACAAAAAUAAAAAAUUAUUAUUUCAAACAAUUAUUUGUUAUUUUAUAUUUGUGUUAAAAUAAACUUGUUUUGAGUUAUAUAAAGUUGUCCUUUUUAGAUAAACAUUUUUUAAUUAAUAUUAUUUGUAUGUAUGACUUUUAGACAUUUUUUUCAAACCAAUUGGGUUCUUAUGAAGGGACUUUCAAUUCUAAUAUGCCAAAUGAUACUAUAUACUUCACUAAAUCCCCAUCUCAAAAUGUAUACAACUUAGAAGUAAGUUCUAAAUAUCGAGUAAUACAAAUUCAGUUAAAAUAUUUAUAUCAAAUAUUACUAUUUUUAGGUACUAUAUUCUAUGUUAUUACCUGCCAUUGAUCCAAUGGCUGACAAAACUUUGGAAUUUCAGACUAAUUUUAUAACCAGUAGUCACGCUCCUGAAAUUAUUCAAAUGUUAGUUUCAAAUAAAUUUAUUUUAGCAAACGAUCAAAAUACUAAAAGGUAAUAAUAAUAAACAUUAAUGUUAAUAAAUUUGUAUGUUCCGGAUUAUAGAUAUGUAUUUAAUUUUUCCAGAUCCAUUUAUUUAGUUGUGCUCAAGAUUUGUAGACUUGUAUUAUGUGUUAUGGGACAAGUUAUAACACAGUUAUGUCAAUCUUCUGAAUUAGUAAUGGGAUCAUCAACUGACAAAGAACAUUGUUUAUAUAAAGGAGUAGAAUUACUUGAACAAUGUGAUGAAACAUUAGCUUUAAUGAAAGAAGCAUUUGGCUUAGUGCCUAACCCCAAUGUAGAGUAUAUGUUACGUAGUGUAACUUCUAAGCUAGCAAGAAGGUACAUUGAUAAAAUUGCAUUCAGUUGUGAAACACUAGAAACAUUAAAAUUGGCUAUGAAUAAGUCCUUAUCAAAAUUUAUGCCUACUAUGGACAUGAUCUGGACUACUAUACAGUUAGCAUGGGCAAUGGCUGGAUCUAAUCAGUAUGUGGUUGAUGAUCAGUUAAACAAUUCCGAACUGCAUAAUAAUUUAUACGGAAAAUCUACAGAAAUGGAAGACAUAAAUGGUAUGAAUCAAAAAAUUAAAUUUUUAUUUAAUUUUUUUUUUUUUUUAUAAAUGUUCAUUGUAUUUUCAGUUUGUAAGGAAGCGUUAGAAGUAUUAACACUUUGUCUAUUUUUGAAACCAAAUUAUUUAAAUCAAAUAAUGGAAAAAAAAGAUUGGCAAACAUUUCUGAUUGAUUUAAUUUUAUUGGCUAAUAAUAGGUAUGCUUAUAUAAUUUUUAAAUUUAAUUUGACUAAAAUAUACUAGUAAAAUACCUAUUUUUUAGGCAAGUUCGGUGUUCUGCUGCCGAACAAUUUUUAUUAGUAGUUAAGUUUAGUUGGAAUGCAAAACCACUAUUAUCCACAAUUUCUUUAAUGUUCUCUGUUCUUAAUGACACUGUACUCAAAUUCGCUCAAAACUCGUUUGAGUACUUUCACGUAAGUUGGUUGCUGUCAAAAAUAUAACUGAUUUUAUUAUUGUUAUUAUUAUUAUAGUUCAAUUUUUUUGGUUUUUUUUUUUUUUUUUUAAGGUUCUAACCUACUUACUGAAUUAUGCUAAUCACGAAAGAAUUCCAGUACCAGAUUUUGAAUUGUUAUUAGACAAUGAGAUUAAAUGGUUAAAACGUGUUAGGGAGAAAAUAAAAAACGACGGUGACACUGGAGUGGAAGAAGUAAUUCUUGAAGGUCAUUUAAACAUAACCAAAGAGCUAGUCCAAAUGAUUUCUAUUGAAAAGCGUAAUGAAAUUGGUUCUGAUGAAACUGUUGGUAUCAUGUUGAUUAAAGAAUUACUUGAAGACUUUAUUUUUCCGGCAUCCAAGUUAAUGGAAGACAUGACCAAACAACAAGCUAUUGAAUUUGUAGAUAUUGAUGUUACACCAGUUUGUAAAUUUCCAAAUUCUACAAAUGCUGCUUUUGAUCUAAUCGUAUCACUUUGCAUUGGUUCUGCUGCAAAUUUAAAAUUGACUAUUGAAACACUUACUCAGUACUUUUAUUCAGGUACUUCCAUCUCUAUUUAUAUUUUGUAGGAAAGAAUACACUUAACAAAUAUUAAUAUUUAAUUUAUAUAGAACGUGAAGAUCCUUUGGUUGAAUGGGACUUUUUACCAAUGAUGGGUGCAAGGACUGCCCGUGGUUUUGUUGGACUAAAAAAUGCUGGGGCAACUUGUUACAUGAAUUCUAUAUUACAACAACUAUACAUGGUACAUCCUGUGCGACUAGGUAUACUUUCUGCACAUGGUGCAGCAACUGACACAAAUGAUGAUUUUAAUGGUGAUGAUAAAAAUGAAAAUGAGGUAGUUAUUUAUAUUUAUUAUUAUUUGAUUAAAAAAUAAUAUAUCUAUAUAUAUCAGGCUUGGCAUAUAUAAAUUACAUGAAAUCCACCAGCUCAAACCGGUUUAGAUUUCCCUUUAAAAUAAACCAUCUAUUUUUAAGAAAUUUGUUGGACUAAACCGAUAAAAAGUUGAGACACACCAGUUUAGUUUAUUUUUACUGCUGUAGUGGUAAAAUACAGAUCCUGAUCCUUCCCUACUCCAAACCUGUCUUGUUUUCUGUUAUCACUUCGUCUGUUAUUAAUUUUUACAUAGAAUAAAAUCUUUUAACUUGACAAUUAUAAUGUUUUUAUCCAUUUUUAUUUUUAAAUAAAAAUAUUUAAAAAUGCAAAUGUAGCAGUGCUGUAUGAUAACUGACAAUAAGAAUUAUGGAGAGGUAAACCGUUUAGUGUUACAAAUUUCUAACUAAAUUGGUUUAUUUUUACACUGAACCACAGUUAUUAGUCGAAAUUAGUAAAGCAAACUGGUUUAUGCUAUUAAUUUCUUGUUGGAGUAAUAUGUUUUAUAAUAUAUGAAAGUUUUUAUUAUUUUUAUUAUGAACUGUAACUAUCUGGUAUUAUUUAUUUUAUUAAUUAUUGUUUUUAAGUUUGUAAAGUAAUUUCUAAUGUUUAUAGUUAAAUGAGUAUAUUUUUUAUUUAGUUGUUAUUAAUUAAUUAAGUUAACUUUUAUGAAUAAUUUAAAUUUUUAAAUAAUAAUAAAAAAUACAUUUGUUGUAUUUAUAUUUUAUUUUUGAUGCAUUGACCACAUUGUUUAGGUAUUUUCUAGCUAACCAAAAUGUAUGUAAACAGUAAACACUUUAGUAUUAAUACAGAAUAAAAAAUACCAGUGCAAUUGAGUAAAUUUUGGACAAAAAAGGUUAUAAACAAAAUUAAUGGAUAGUAGUUAAAAUUAAUACAGUGAAUAUUGAAUAAAAAAUAAAAUUCAUAUAUUUUAGUCAUUAUAUAGUUUUGAACAUGUACCAACCCUGAUUUAUAAAUAUAUUUAUAUUAUAAUAAUAUAUAGUAUAAAAUAUUCUAAAAAAUAAUUUUACAUUGAAUGCUAAAAAUCUAAUAUUUAUUUUAAUUAGACUCAAAUGGAUAUUCCCGAAGAUUGUAAUAAAUUUGAACAAUCCAGAAAAGAAUAUAAUGUUGGUAUAUUAAAACAAGUACAAGGUAUAUUUGGACAUUUAGCAUUUAGCAAAGUUCAAUAUUAUGUACCCAGAGGGUUAUGGAAACAUUUCAAGUAAUUAUAUAUUUUAUUGAAUAUUGUAUGCAAAAUAACUUCAAAAUAUAUUUUUCUCAUAGAUUACAAGGUGAACCAGUAAACCUUAGAGAACAACAAGAUGCAGUCGAGUUUUUCAUGAGUCUUGUAGAAAGUUUAGAUGAAGCUUUAAAAGCAUUAUCUCAAGACCAAAUCAUGAGUAAAACACUUGGAGGUUCAUAUUCAGACCAAAAAAUAUGUCAAGGUUGUCCACAUAGGUAUGAUUAAAAACUAAAAAAUGAUUGUUAUAAUUUUACUUUAGGUAUUGUGUUUAACAACUAGUGUAUUUAUUUUAUCUUUAGGUAUUCAAAAGAAGAACCUUUUAGUGUCAUUAGUGUGGAUAUAAGAAAUCACUCAAAUUUAACUGAUUCUCUAGAGCAAUAUGUGAAAGGAGAACUAUUAGAAGGAGCUGAUGCUUACCACUGUGAUAAAUGCAAUAAAAAGGUUAGAUUAAAUAAUAAAAAAAAAACCAAAUAAUAUCAUACAUUGAAUGUAUUAUUAUUUUACAUAGGUUGUUACUGUUAAAAGAUUAUGUGUUAAAAAGUUACCGCCUAUUUUAGCUAUUCAACUUAAAAGAUUUGAGUAUGAUUUUGAAAGAGUUUGUGCCAUAAAAUUCAAUGACUAUUUUGAGUUUCCUCGACACCUAGAUAUGGAACCAUAUACAGGUAUUUAAUUUAAAUAAUUUUAAAAAAUGCACAUAAAUCUAUAUGUUUAUUUUAUUAUAAUUUUCUUUCAUUUAUGUAGUUUCUGGGUUAGCUAAAAUUGAAGGUGAGAUAAUUGACUGUGAUUAUGAUGAGUCACAAGAUGAAAUUCAUACCAAAUACCAAUUAACUGGUAUAGUUGUCCACAGCGGUCAAGCUAGUGGGGGACAUUACUAUUCUUACAUUCAAGAUAGGUAAUGAUUUUAAUAUAAAUAAAAAUAUUAAAAAAUAAUCAAUACAAGUGUAAUAGUUAAACAUGUAUGUUUGCAGUUUUCCUGUUUAUUUAUAAUAUCACAAAAUUACACAUUUUAUUGUAUAGAUAUAAGAAUCUAAGACUUGCAGAUUAUUAAUUGUCAAUAAUUACAAUUUCAUGAAUUCUUAUUUACAGUUCUAAUAAAACGAAAAUCUAUUAAUACAAUUUUACUAUAUUGAUAUUAUCAGCCUUAAAAUAAAAUUUGUUAUCUGAAAUUUGAAACAAUCUCAAAACAAAAAUCUAAUAAAAUUGUUUUAAUUUAAUUUAAUAAUAAAUAUUAAAUUAUUUUUCAAAGAAGUUUAGAGGGUUCGCCUAAAUGGUACAAGUUUGAUGAUGGAGAUGUUACUGAAUGUAAAAUGGAUGAAGAUGAAGAAAUGAAAGUUCAGUGUUUUGGUGGGGAGUAUAUGGGCGAAGUAAAUUUUUGAUAUAUUUAUUUUUUAUAAUAAUUACAUAGGUAUUUAUUAAUUAUUACUAUUUGUAUUGUUUUAGGUUUUUGAUCAUGCAUUAAAACGAACUAGUUAUCGAAGACAAAAACGUUGGUGGAAUGCAUAUAUGCUAUUUUACACAAAAAUUGACCCUAGCAAAGAAUCUCUAGUCAAUGGAAUAAGAAAACUUAGUAUUAGUAAGUUCAAAAAUAACUAAAACUUAUUUUAUUGAUUCUUGAUAUCAUAAAAAUAAUAUUAUUUAAUAGAUAAAAAUUAAUUUUAUUUCGGUGUACCUAUUGUAGUAUUUAUGUAUUAAUUCACAUGUGUUAUUCAGGUGACCGCCGAGCAAGUAACAGUUGUAUUAAAAUGCCUCUGUGUAUAAAACGUAGUGUUCAACAACAAAAUAUUCGGUUUUUACACACUCGCAGUCAGUAUACUGAGGAAUAUUUUAAAUUCAUUCGUAACAUUGCCACUAUUAAUGCACCAAACAUGGUUCCUCCACCUACUGAUGAUUCACAACAAUUACAAAUUGUAAGGUUUAAAAUAAAAAUAAUUAAUUUCAAUUUAAAUAUAUUUACUAAAUUAUUAUUAUUAGCUUGCUGAUCAAGAAGAAUUGUCAUUGUUAACAAUACAAUUAGUAAGUAAGUUUUUAUUCUAUGUUGGUCUACAUACUAAGAAAUCAUUGCGGGGUAAUGCCAUGGACUGGUAUGAUUUAAUAGCACCACAUAUUAGUAACUUUGCAUCUGUGCGUGCUUGGUUUGCCCGAAACAUAUUGUUUAAUCACCCUCAAAGGUAAAUAAUGAAUUGUUACUUAUUGUUAGAGAUAUUUGAUUGUGUAUUUAUUAUUUUAGGUUUGUUGAAUAUUUAUUGCAAUGUAUGAGUGCUGAAGUACGGUCGUUUUUCAUUAAACUUGUUGCAUAUUUGGCUCAUUAUUCUCUUCAAGAUGAUUCUAUUUUAAUACCAGCUGUCACAUCUAGUAAUAUAAAUUUAUAUUAAAUAGUUUUACAUUUUAUAUGCUUUUUUAUUCUUAAUUUGUAGAUUCCUUGUUAGACACUACUGCAUCAUUAAGUGAUCAUUUGAUUAUUGCCGUGUUAAGUCUGUUACAAAAAGAAGUGGGAGAACACACAAAUAGACAUUUGCCACAUUAUUUCUCAUUUUUCCUUAUAUACAGUAAUUUAGGAAUGCCAGAAAAACAACAACUUAUAAGGGUAUGUAAUAAAAAUAAACAGUUUCAUGAUAAAUUAGUAAUUCUAAAUUGUUUUGUAUACUAUUAAUUUGUGUUACAGUUAAAUGUAGCAGCAAUAUUUAUCUUAGUAGCAAUAGAUGAAGGCCCAGGUGGAUCUAAUAUAAAAUAUCAAUUUAAUGAAAUCAAUAAAUUACAUUCAGUGAUAUCAAUACUAGUCCGCUGUUGUGACUGUACAGAGAAGUGUGUGUCAUUUUCUCCUGUAAGUAUAAAUGUAUAUAAUUAUAUGUUCAACUAGCUGUCCUACAUAGCUUCGCUGGAGCUCAGUGUUGAAAAAAAAAAAAAAUAAAAACAUGACGCGACAUUUCUACCCCCAUCACUAUUAAAAUUACCUGUUGCUGCCUAGUAAUUUAUUAUUUUUUUCAAUAGUACUUCAUAUCUCAUGAUAGUCAAAUUUAAUAAUAAUUAUUGAUUUAAUGUUACUGAGCAAUUUAAUAAUGAUUAGUUUCAUAACAGGGUAUAUUAUAAUAAUCAUAAUUUUAACCACAAUUCAAUUAACCCUAUUAAUUAAGGUUAAUUUCUGUAUCUGAGGUAUGAUAUUUUGAUAAACAGUGAUUUCAUUAAUCCAUUUUGAAUAAAUAUAUAAGUUUAAAAUAAAAUACUUUAUAUUAUAUAAUGUUUCAAUAUGGAUAUAAACAAGUAAGAAAACUCAAACCUGUUUUGAUAGUUUAUAAUAGUGCACAAUUGACUAAUAAUUUCUGUUUUUAAUCUUUGAGAAGACCUUCAAUUCGAACCACAAUAAAUAGGACAUGAUUUUUGGUUAUCUGUACUGCAUAAAGAAUCCCUUAUCGUCCAGUUUAUUGAAACCAUAAGACUUUCCCUAUAUUCAUCUAGGACUAAUAACAAAGUCUUCUUUGUCUUCAAAUAUUCACAUUAUUGCACAAAAAAAUUUUUUUUUUUUUUUCAAUAAAUUGUUGAAAAUAUUUAUGACGUGAAUGAAAUCUAAUGAAGAAAAAUGUUAGGUAUUUUAUAUUGAUAACAACUGAACUGAUUAGUAUUUAAAUAUGAUCAAAUCUCAACAGAGUAUGGAGAAAUUCAACAAGUGAUUAAACUAAUUUUUAAUUACAGUUAAUAUUGGCUAGUGAAAUUGAGCCUAAAUGAUAGAUCAAACAAUUUUUUAUAUAACUUAUACAUUAAUAAUUUCAUUCAAUAGUUCACAUUUAUAUUGUAUAUUAAAAUUUAAAAAAAAUACUUUACAGGGAAUGCCUUUCCUACCAAAUCCAUAUGCGGAAUGUCAACCAUACUUAAGAAAAGUUCCUCAACAAGUUAAAGAUUGUAUUUUUGGUCGAAUAUGGUAUAUAUAUUCAUUUAUAUUAUUAUUUAGAAAUCAAUUAUAAUAAUUUGUAUGUAUCUAAUAUAUAUUUUUAGUUAUUUAAAAAAACUUAUUGACAAUUCACAAAUGAAUGAAGACAGCAUGAAAAUGCUUCAAUUUGUGUGUUGGGAAAAUCCACAAAGUAGUAGUAUGGUUUUAACUGAAAUUUUAUGGCAUAUUAUGUACACUUACUGCCAAGAACUCAAAUUUUAUUUGGAUUUACUCUUUGUUAUACUAAGUAUUGACGAUUCAUGGCAAGUGUUACGCAUUCAAAAUGCUAUGACUGGAAAUGGUAGGAUCUGUGAAAUAUAUUUAAUUCUUAAUAUGAUUUAAUAUUUGAUUUAUUUCAGAAGAAAGAGAAGGUGUAUUAGACACAAUUUUGCGUCAUAAAAAUCAGUAUCAAAGACGAUCUUAUCAAUGUAUCAAAGGUUUAGUUGGUUUAUUCAUGAGAAUAACAACAGCACAUAAAGUUGUCCUAUCACAUAAUGAUCUCAAAAGAAAAUGGAUGGAAGCAGUUGAUUGGCUACAGGAAGAACUUAAUAGAGUAUUUAAACUAUUAUUUGAUUUUAUUAAUUUUCUUCUAAAUUAAUUUUUUCUCUCCAGAAAACAUUAACUGGAGGCCAGUACAACACUUAUAAUAGUUGGACACCUCAGUCUAACGAGAAUACUAACAGCUUCUUUUUAGAAAGAUCAUCUAGUGCUCGUAAAAUAUUACAAAAAGCAUACGAAUUUUGCCCAACUGAGGUAUAAAUAUUACAUUUUAACAAUUAUUUUUCUAAUUCUAUUUCAACUAAAUUUAUUAUUCAUACAUAAAGGAUUUUUUGGUCCCUACAUUGACAACACAGGAAGCAGAGGAUUCUUCUGACGAAGGUGACGAAGUGGAAAUGCCCCAUGCUAGUGAUACAUUGACAACUCUGGUAACUGAACCUUUACAAGUAGUACCUGACAUUGUACCUGAGUAAGUUAUUAAUUAUUAUGAAUUUAAAUGAAAAAUAAAUAACAAUAAAAUAAUGUAGGAAUGAUGAUGAUUAUGAUGCUUCUGUUAUUGAAUUCAACAAUGUUGAUGAUUUUGAUAAUGGUGAUGGUAUUAAUGUCGAAUUGGUUAAUACGCGGAUUGUCGGAUCGUCAACAGAUAUGCAUUAAUACAAAAGUUUAUUGGAAUAUUGAACAAUUUUAAACUGGAGAUACCAUAAUUACCUAAUGGAAUAAAGUUAUUUUUAUUUGAAUAUUAUCAACAAUAAAUCUUAUUAAAAUUUAGUAUAUUAAACUUUAACCCCUUUACAAUUAUUAUAUAAUAAUCAAUUAGCAUAACAGACCAAUCAAUAAUUAUUUUGGUAUACAAUAAUUUAGUGAUUUAUAAUGUUUGAUUUAGGUUCUUAAUAUAUGCUGACCUAAAGUUAAAUUUAAAAUCCUCCCAUUCAGUAAUUUUUUAAUAAUAAUAAUAAUAAGUUAAUUUAUUCAAAAUGUGUGUAAAAAAAGAAAAUUCACAACAUAAAUUUGUUACUGGCAGAUUUUAUACUUCAUAAUAUUAAAAAUAUAUAUAUAUUUGUUUUAUGCUGUAAAAAAAAAAAUGUUUCAUGUUCAAAUUGAAACCCUGCACAUAACAAGUUUUUAUAUAUACAUGUAUAAUAUGUACUUCUGCGUGAGCAAAAAUCCUACACUCUUUACCCUGUCUUUUAUUUAAUUUUUUGUUGUAUAAUGUACAUUUAUUUGCUUUUUUACAUUAUUAUUAUUACUAUUAUUAUUAUUAUUAUUAUUAUUAUUAUUAUCAUUAAUAUGAUUAUUAUUAUUACUAUUAUGAUUACUAUUAUUAUUUUAUUAUAUUUAUUAAAAGUUGUCUAUAUAAUAUUUAGCUCUCAAGAUAUCAAUAUCAAAUUUAUAUUUUAAUAUAUCGGUGUCAAUAAAUACCAAUAAUGUUAUGGUAAAUUUCAAUAUUUUUUAAAUUUUAAUGACGCAUUUUGCUAAGUGUAAACAAAUUUUAACUUCAAAAAAAAAAAAAAAAAGUGAUAAUCGUUUUAUAAAGGUUUUUGUGUAUUCACACUACUUAUUAUAUAUUAUAAUUUAAAAACAAAAAUAUAAUACAUAAUAAUGAGUGUAUAAAUUAACUCACAAACAUAUUAUAGAAGCUCGAUAAAUUAUUAGAUAAUAUCAUGCUUUUGCUGAAUUUUUUGAAGGAUAAUUGAAGUCUAAUUAUUUGUGUUCCACUAUCAUAAUAUUUCAAUAAAAAUUGAAUAUUGUAUUUAUUUUUUUUUUUAUUAUUAUUAUUAUUUUGUGAUAAAUUUCAAAACCAAAAGUAUGGUAAGGCUGGAGUAUUAGUGUUUGUACAUUGUUAAUUACUGUUAUGGAAAGAAAAAGUGUAUAAAAAAAAAAUAUUUAUAUAUAAAAAACAGAAGUGUAUUGCAUUUAAUGUAAUAAAAUAUGAUAUUUUAAAAAAGUAUAUGUAUCUUUUGAAAGAUUGUUCGUUUAUUAUUAACUUUGUUCUGUCAAUGGAUG